This is a messenger RNA of Pelodiscus sinensis (Chinese soft-shelled turtle), 5178 nucleotides long. It is a transcript of the gene SIRAL2, whose product is annotated as SIR2 antiphage like 2. NCBI's taxonomy places the organism in Eukaryota, Metazoa, Chordata, Testudines, Trionychidae. The record is from RefSeq and is a predicted model, not a curated record.
CUCAGGCGCUGCCCGGAGCCGUUGCUGCCCGCGCGCAACUCCCAAGCCGGUGGUAGGAGGGCGGGGGGAGACUCGCUGCUGCUGCUGCGCGGAGCUCUCCUGCCCGCGCUCUGCCUGAGCCCGGGAAAGGGGUCAACGCUCCCCCCUGGCAACGCUCCCCCCUGGCGCGUGCCUGGCCGGCUGCAUCCGCACCUCCGCGGUGCUUUCUUGGGGGAGCAGAAAAAUAAUCCUCUGCCUCCGUGGAGCCGCAGAUCCCUUGGGCAGGGAGCGCGCUGGGGUUUCAUGCACGGAUUAAAAAGGGGGAGCGUGGACUAGCGCGCCAGAACCGGAAGGGACCCCAGAGGGCAUCACGUCCAGUCCCCUGCCCUCGCGGCAGGACCGGUUGAGGUCUUGAUUAGGGUUGGACAAUAAUUUUUGGUUCAGAGAUGGAGUCAGAAGAAAGGACAACCAUCAGAAGCGAACAAAAAUCGAGGAAGAUUUUAAAAAGUCUAAUAAGGAAGCAACCUGGGGACCUUCUUUUGGUAAUUGGAACCGGAAUAAGUGCUGCUGUAGCACCAGGAAUACCAGCACUGUGCUCAUGGAGGAGCUGUAUUGAAGCUGUCAUUGAAGCAGCUGAACAGCUGGAGGUGCUUCAUCCAGGAGAUGUUGCUGAAUUCCGCAAAAAAGUGAUCAGAGACCGAGAUUUGCUUGUAGUUGCACAUGAUCUUAUAAGAAAGAUGUCACCACGAACAGGUGAUACCAAGCCCAACUUUUUCCAGGAUUGCUUAAUGGAGGUGUUUGAUAACUUGGAACAACACAUUCAGAAUCCUGUUGUUCUGCAGUCAAUCCUUAGGCUAAUGGAGAGAGGCACUAUGGUCCUUACAACAAACUAUGACAAUUUACUAGAGAUUUUUGGUCAACAACAGGGUAAACCCAUGGAGUCUUUAGACUUGAAAGCUAAGGAUAAGGUUCUUCAGUGGGCAAGAGGUCAUAUAAAGUACGGAGUUCUUCAUAUUCAUGGCUUGUAUACAGAUCCCUGUGGAAUGGUGUUGGAUCUUUCAGGAUUUAAAGAUGUUACUCAAGACCCUGAAGUAAUGGAGAUUCUUCAGAACUUGUACCGGACCAAAUCCUUCUUGUUUGUGGGCUGUGGAGAGACACUUCGUGAUCAGAUAUUCCAGGCUCUCUUUCUAUAUACUGUAAAGAAUAAAGUAGAUUUAGAACAUUAUAUGUUGGUGCUUAAAGAAAAUGAAGACCAUUUUUUUAAACUCCAGGCAGAUAUGCUUCUGCAUGGAAUAAAAGUAGUAUCCUAUGGCAAUUGCUUUGAAUAUUUUCCAGAGUACAUCCAAGAUCUAACUGCUCAAAUCUGUAAGCAGAGGAGUCCAGAUGCUGACCUAGUGGAUAGCACAACACUGUUAGGGACUUCAUGUGUGGACUGUGAAAAGAGGAAGUUAGAAGAAACUGACAUGGGACUUCCUAAGAAAGGCAAACAAUCAGAUAAUGUAGAUACCUGUGCUGGUGACCUGGGCAUUGUGGAGAAGUUUGAAACCCAAGUGAAGAACAUCUGUGCAGGACCUCUGGAAGGGGAAGCGGAAAACUGGGCUGUUGUUACUCCAGAGUUUCAGUAACUUUCUCUACCUGGUAUUGACUAACAAGCCUGUUUCCUGCCAAAAAUAACAUAUAAUGGCAUUAAGAGCUUACCUUCAUCCACCAUAGUAGCCUACUCCUGUCAAUGAUUUUUUUCUCCCCCAAAGUGAACUAUUCUAUCACUAGUCCAGUCAAGAGCAGGGAGAAACUGGGAGUAGGCAGUGAGCUAAAAGCUGUUAGCUUACAGGUCAGAAUUUCCUCACCAUCAGAAAAGGGCAGUGUUAAGUAUACCUAAACAAAAAAUUAGAAAAGACUGUUUAAACAUUAAAAGUGAAACAAGCACAGCCUAUUGUCAGGACUGUUCCCGACUCUGGCACUCUUGGGUGCAGAAGAUGGGGGCCCGCAUGACACCUUAAAACUACCUUGCAUUUAUAGGCUUCUGCUUACAAAAACUCCUCAAGGUCAUGGAAUCAUUGGCCCUUGGAGAGAGGCUACCACCACCAAGUGAAUUAAAACCCUGAAAACCAGGAAGAAACAUUUGAACUUCUUCCUGAGGGGUACCUCAAGCUCUUACCACAAGAGAGCUUGGGGAAAAAAAAACCAGAAAACAAACUGCAAUCUCUGCUAGCUGAUCUCUGUCUAGGCAGGUGCACACACACACACACAGCCCUCCUGUUACUUUUCAGGACACAAUCAAAUCAUCAUGUUAAAAAAAGGUGAUUUUUAUUAACAAAACAAAAAGAUAUACUUGAUAAACCAUACUUGGUUGCUAGGUGUUAGAGCAACUGAGAAAAGAACAGAUUAAAAACAUACAUGUAGUUUCUUUAGGAUGCAGCUUAGAUACGGGGAAGGGAAGGCAUGUGGAUUUCGUACAAAGAAGCGUAACAAAACAAAGAAAAUAACCUCAUUGUGACUAAAUAUACAUUUUCCCCCCAUUUACUCAUGAUCCCUUCAUGGUCCAGUCCAUUUUCAUGCCCAGAAUUCCUUGAAGGCAUGUUAGUCCUGCCUGGAUUUAAAUCAUGUUUCUCCUAACUCCUGGCUUACAAAACAAAUCAGAGAAACAGCAAGCAGGUAAUCUUUACAAUUCAAAUGUCAGCAUUAUCUCAUUGGUUCUUUGGGCUCUCUGCCAACACCCCCUACCUACCUGACUUUAACCUUUUAGUCACUGAGUGCUGGCCAGCACUCCUCCUAUCCCUCACACCUAUAAAGACAUACUUUAAGUAAAAAAGUUGAAAUUAUUUUGAAGAACCUCAAAGAAUAGUAGCAUGUCUGUCAUCAUUCAGACAACUUGAUUGCAUAUUUUAUCCCCUCCGCCCCUGCUUUUUGUCUUUUCUCAUUCCUGGUUCCUGUUCCAAGCUGUGGGUGGGCAUGCACCUGCACCAUUGCCUGAAUUAAACUUCAUAUGCCCAGAAGAUUCAGCAGAAAGCUGCUUACAGGAUCUGAACUUAAACUGUAAGCUUCUUGGAACAUGGAUCAUCUGUAUGUUUUAUGUAGUACAAAUACCUGACCUAUACUCCAUUCACUUAUGUCAUCUGGCACCUUUUACUAUUAACAGUGAGGGAGCUGAGGAGAAAAAUAAAAAUUGCCAACAGCAUACAAGCUGCUGUCCAUUGCAAUACUUACUGUACACUGGCAUGGUAGUGUCAAGUUUGACCACAGGACAGGACAUGCUUUCAUUUUUUCGAGCUGCAAUUACUAGGAUGUUUUUUUCAUUGCUGCAGAGUUAAAGCAGGCCACUAUGUAAUUAUGUGCAAUAGAGAACUGCUGCAAAUGCUCAGCUCAUCAAGGUUUUAACCGCUUCCACUGAAGUCAGUGAUUACUGUAUAUGCUUAAAUUAAAGAGAAAUCUUGGAUUUUACAAUUUUAUUGGGGGGGAGGGGCAAGAAGGUGAAGUGUCCUGUAAACUUGUUUUUCCUCCAAAUUUUGUUGCCAAGGAGCAAACAAAUUUCUCAUUUGAUUUAUUGAAAUGAAAUUUUAAAGUGUCAAAUUAAUAUUACUUUAUUGAGCAUCAGUCAGGUACUGGUGGCUGGAUUAGUUUUUAACUUUUACAUUCAUUUUCCUGAGGCUUCUGUGAGCACAUAAGUUUCGAGGUUGUUUUAACAAAGCAGUGAUAUGUUAAAAUUACUUCAAUAAAAAUAUAUGAAACUCUUAUACUUUUAUGGUCCCUAUCACAAUAGUAUCUGAGCACCUCAUCCAUUUAACUUGUGUUGCUUAUGGGAAAACUAAAACAAGACAAAUCAACGACUUUCCCACACAUUGAAACUUAGGAUUGCUCUGAAGUGUUUUUUAAAUCAAUUUUAAAUUUUGCUUUUUAAACAGGUAGCACUGAAGACUCUUCAGGUCUGUAAACUCCACAGAAAACUAACUUGUAGAACAGCCUUUCUUGCCUGUCAGGCCAUAUACUUGAAUUGUGAAAAAUGUGCAUAAUUGUAUUGAUGGGAUCUUUUACAAUCCAGUGUAUGUGCAUUAAAACCAGAGUUGCUGUACAGCCUAUCAUGGCUGUUGGUGAGAUUUUGUUCCAACCUGUAUUAUACUGCCAGUAAAAUAUGCAUAUUUCAGAUAUCUUAUAAAGAGAACUGACUUGCAAUUAGCUCAGAGAAACAUGGUUGAAAGAGCGAUACCUAGAACAUGAUAAAUGAUACAUUUAAUUCAUCAAAAAGUAACUUGAUUUGAAAUCCUGUUUUGAAUAAGAUGAAGGAACCAGAGGUAAUAAGCCAUAAACUUUGAUUUUUAUUAAAAUGAUGCAUCUAGUUUUAUUAAUGCUACUGUAGAAAUUAAUUCUCAUGUUUUUGUACUUCCAUUUAUUUUUUAAAUGGAUGUCUACUUACUGAGGAUUUUAGAGACAAGGUAGAAGGUAAUAUUGUUUAUUGGACCAACUUUUUCAAGCUUACAGAAAGAUCUUCAAGUGUGGGAAGAAUACUAUAAGCUCAUAUAUGUCUCUUUUGCGAACAGAAGUUGGUUCAAUAAAAGAGAAGGCCUCACCCACCAGACUCUUUAUUUACUUAAGAGGCACUUGUCUACUAUCCAUUACAAUAGUACUCUGAAUGUGUACUGUUCUACUUUGUUGUCCACUAAUUAAAUACAUUUAUUAAAAUGUAACUUGUUUACAGUAUUUGUUAGCUUAUGCACAAAAACUAUUUAGUCAACCUUAAUUUAAAAAAGAGGUAGUGUGAAGAAAUGAAAAAAGUAAUCUAAUAAGCUUUUUAUUUAUACAAUGCAGGUUGACAUACUAGGUAUUCACUUAUGAGAUGAGUUCAAAUUCUCAAUGGAUAGCAGCUAGUAUCUGGUUAAUCUCUAGUAUCGUAGGCAUAACCAUAACUUUUAGUGGCAUGUAAGUGACAGGACUGAUUCUAAACAUGGCUUUUAUCUACUACUCAUGUUAUUUAAACUGAGCUGAACUGUUUUUGCUUUCUUAAAGAAAAGCACCACUUGAUUAAUCUAGUUAAUAGAUUUAUCAUCACUUGCAAUAGAAUAUCUAGAUACACACUGCACUAUCCAUACUGUGCAUAUCAUCUAGAUCCGUAGUCUCCAACCUUUUUACACCCAAGAUCACUUUUUAAAUGACAGACCAAGCCAAGAUCUACUGCCCUGCCCCUUCUUUGAAGCCCCGCCCCUU